AAAUAUCAUCAAAUAUUGUAUGCUGUUUAGUAUAGAGAGUCGCGUCGUCGUAACCGUAAUACGCUUCGAUCGUUGUUAUUAAUAGAGCGAACGCGAUUCGCAAAUAAGUAACGAAUUAAUUCAUGCACGGUGAAUCGCGCUCGUCACGUAUUCCUCCGUCAUCGUAUUAAGUUUCUGUGGAUUUCUGAUAGCUGGCAAAAAGAAGAGUUGCUGAGUCUUCCAAAGAAAACAGUGCAGCGAAUUUUUGCAACGCAGUAGUGUCGGUUCUGCGUUGCACGAAUUUAAACCCAGCCGGGUGAAAAAACUUUUUCUGCCGUCGUUUCGUAAUAAUUGCGACGGUCGCGACGCGCGAGGGAGAGGCGGCAUCGAGGAAAGUUUUUAACCGGGCGAUAUGUUGGGAAGCGACAGUUUCUCCUUGGAGCGGACGGUCUGUCUGGGUGGGGAAAAUCGAUAGGAAAAGGCGAGUUCAAAGUGCCCGAGGGAGAGUACAUACACACGGCGUGUCGUUAACGAUUGUGUCUCUCUCGUUUCUCUGCGUGCACAGGACAGAACCACAAUUAUCUCUCUCGCAGACAAUUAUCACCGGUGGUGGCGGCGGCGGCGGCGACGACGGCAGUAUGUCGAAAAAGAGGUGUCCCUCCCGAUAAAAAGGUGUCGUCGCGUCUCGAUGACGGCCGCGAGUGGCGUCGUCGCAAGGAAGCGUGAUCCUCGUCAUCCGCGUCGCAUGCCGUGCCGCGGCAACAGCUGUAGUGUGCGGUGUCGCGCAGGAAGAUGCUGAGGGUGCCCGACGACGACGGCUCCUGACGGCUCCUCGCGGCACCCAGAGGAGGCGCGGCGGAGCACGCGGGUGUGAUCGUGAACGACAGGAUUGGCGGCGGCAGCGGCGACGGCGACGGCGGAAAAUGAUUGCCGGUCAGCGACUGGUGCGCGUUCUCUGCGCGCUCCUCUGUCUUUCGCUACGGCUUGAUUACGCGCACUCCACACACAUCACCGGCACCUUCAACACGAAGGAGUUCUUCCGGUUCCUCAUCAAGUUCGGCUUCCAAAAGACCGACCGCCAUCGGCAGAAGGACUCGUAUGGUUACAUAUUCGGCAAUGUGACCGCGAGAACGGACUUCGACGUGCCGAUCACCCUGGCGAUACUUGACCGCGGCCACUUCCUCGAGUACUACGGCAAUCGCACGCUGUUAGACAAGAGCGCCGCGUGCGCCUACAUGUUCAACACGCUGAAAAAGAGUUCCUACGAUCCCGACUGCAACGAGGAGGGCCAAGACUUCCUAAGGCGAGUCCCGUGUCCCCGAGACAAAUUGUGCCCAGACGAGGACUCGGUGUGGAAUAUUGUGAAGGGACAUCAGUUCACGUAUGUCAUACAGGAUUUCUGGCAGCCACGAUUUUGGUACAUGAGCUUGGUGGCAUGCUACAGAAACAAAACGACCUGUCAAUGGGAGUAUUACAGUAGGCACGACGAGUUGGAGUAUGACAUUUGGCUGGUAAAUGGCAAUCCGAACGUCAGUGGCCUAAACAGUUUGACAUACCAGUUUUCGUACGACAGACAGAAUACCAUCGAACUGUAUUUGCUGUUUUUCCUGUGUUAUAUCAUAUUGGUACCACUGCAGUUGUAUGCAGUAAGAUUGCAAAAGCAUCCUGUAACAAGAUUGUUCACUGCUAGUUUAUUAUUAGAAUUUGUGGCAGUAUGUUUGAUCUUGAUACACGUGUUGAAAUUUGCACUAGACGGAGUAGGCUACGAACAAUUAGAAGUUGCAGGUGAUAUUUUUGAUAUUCUGUCACGGACGUCCUUUAUGUUAUUAUUACUCCUACUUGCCAAAGGAUGGGCUGUAACAAGAAUGGAAUUAACAUGGAAGCCACUGGUAUUUGCUAUAUGGUUUUGUUAUGGAGUUGUUCACAUCUUAUUAUAUGUAUGGAAUAUGACAGAAGUUGAUAUUAUCGAAGACAUAGAUGAAUAUCAAACUUGGCCAGGAUGGUUUAUAUUGUUAUUCCGAAGUGCCAUAAUGGUAUGGUUUCUAUAUGAACUUCGAAACACCAUGACAUACGAGCAUAAUACUCAAAAAUUGAACUUUCUCCUUCACUUUGGUGCGUCGUCAUUAGUUUGGUUCAUAUAUUUACCCAUUAUAGCACUUAUAGCGCUUCAAAUAAGCGCAUUAUGGAGGUUUAAGCUGUUAUUAGGUAUAACAUACUCAGCAGACUGUUUUGCUUAUUGUGUAAUGGCUCAUUUAUUAUGGCCCACCAGAAGUGAACAAUAUUUUUUACUAGCGCAAGGCGCGGAUAAUGGUGAUGAGCUCGAUGAAUUCAACGAAGCGCCGCAUGUAUUAAAUAAUUAUGUAGAGCCGCCGGAACUCGGUAAAAUAAUUACUUAAUACUCGUCCAUAUUGGAAGUAUAAUAUUAAAUCGAUGACAUUUUUAAUUACAAGUGAUGUGAUGUACAUUUGCCAAAUGAUCAAUCUAAUAGAAUCAAUAAUACUCUAAUAUGUGCUAUCGAACUGAAAUAUUGUGCACAUCCUAUAAUUAGAGAUAUAUUGUCAAAUUCGGAGCUGUGUGAUAUGAAAUCAAUACAAGUAAAUGAGUAUGAUAUGAGUAUAUUAUAUGAAACACGAUUUUCGAUUUGAUAUAUCAGUAUUAAUUAUAUUCAUAAUUUUCUAUGCACGCAUAACUAUUAAAUAUUUAUCUAUUUGCUAUUUAUGCAUCUUGAUAACAUUGGUGCAUAUCUUAUAUGUUACUAAUGUUUAAAUAAUUAGUCUACUCGUAUGAUUAUGCAUUAGGAUAUAAAAACUAUAUAUAUUAUAAAAUAUAUAAAUUAUAUAAUAUAUUUUAUUAGAUUAUACAAUAUAUUUUGAUAUAUUUUGUAUAAUUAUAUAAACUAUCAAAUUACAUAAUUAUAUAAAAUAAUACUAUUUCUAAAAUUUCUUUACCAUACAUGAGAGACAACUUAUUUUACUUACUCAUAUCAUAUUCAUAAAGCUUUAAUUUAAAAGUAUUAAUUUGUUUAUUUCUCUAAUCAAUUUACACAUUUUGAUUUUAUAAAAAAGUCUUUAAACUUCUAUAUUAUACAUGCAAAGAAAACCUCAUAACAAAGUGUACAUUUUUGAUAUCUUUAAUUCGUCACUACAUCUUGUAAUUAUUCCAUGUCUGCUCCAUACCGAGAACAUUACAAUGUGCACUUGAAUAAGAAUGGUGGAAAUAAAAUACUUGUAUGACUUUCGUAACAUGCAAUUUGAUUCUAGUUGAGUGGUUUAAAGUUGCGUAUGUGAUAACUGUAUAUAUAGCCAUAUUGAUUUAUUUAUAGUAGACUUUAUAGCAAGAAAUACAGAAUGUUCCAAAAUUACUAGGCAUUCUUUUAAGACUGUAGAUUCUUUGACUAAGGGAUGUAUUCUGUAACUCUUUAACAGUUAGUUUCAGUAUUAUGAAUUACAAAAUAGGGUCCCAAUUCUCAUAUCAGGAUGCUAAUAACUUUCGAGUAAUUCGCGAUUAGAAAAAAAAAUAUAAACUUUCUUUAAUUUAUUUUAAUCACAUUUUAAUGGAGAACUUGAAAAUUUAUUAAAAAAGUAUGUACAAUAUUACAAAUUAAAAGGAUAAUGAACUCUUAAUGAACUUUUUUAAUAACUAAAGAAAAAUUAUAAAACAUUGGAUAAAGAAGCUAUGAUUAAGAAAACUGUAUUUUUGGUAUGUUUUGUAUGAGAAUGUUUUCAUAUCUAUUUUUGUUCUUAAUUUUAUAAAAAGCUUUUUAAUCUUUUAAAAUGUAAUCUUAAUAAACACUGUCAACAUUAAAUUAGUUUGUUAUUAGAUAAACAACAUGUAAGUAUAUAUAAAUAAUCACAUACACAACGCAGAAAGUGAAAGAGCACCUAUAUAAUAUUCUUCCGAUUUUAUUCAAGCAAGUUCACAUGUUAAUUGCACAUUGUUGAAUAAAUAUAAAUACUUUAUAUAAAAGAUUUAAACAUAUGAUCUGAUACGCUAGCUGUAAGCGCGUGUUUUCCUGUCAUACUAUUAUUGCUCAAUCUUGUAAUAACUUAGAUAACAUGAUUGUGUAUAUACUCUCUUGAGAAUAUUUUAAUGCUCAGCAUAUACACCGUAUGGGAUCGGUAAAAUCUUUACGAUACAUUUAUAUUUUUAAUAUUCACAAGUGAGAACAAUUUAAUAUAAUCUGUUUUUUUUUUUUUUUAUUUUUAUUUCUUUAUAGUAUUGUCUAUGUUUGAGUUAUAUUUAGAAUUAUAAGCAUAUUUUUUUUAAAGCACAUUUAAAUUUGUUAUACAAAUUAUGUUAAUGUUUUUGAAUAUCAAUGUCUAAUAUGUACAUGUAUAUUUACAUAUAAUUUAUUUUCAAAAAUAUGCGUGUCUUUGCAAACACAUGUUUUGCUUUUUAUAGAUGAAUGAAGGAAAUAGCAAUUAUAGUAAAUAUUUUAGUAUAAUGAAAUUGUUAUAUCACGUCAUUACAGUCCAACUAAGCAGGAAAAAUAUUUUAUUUAAUUAAUCUUUUUGCCAGGAUAAAUAAUGUAUUAUACAACUUGAUAAUAAUAAUUGUUUUAUAUACCUAAA
Messenger RNA from Solenopsis invicta (red fire ant), 4550 nucleotides. Its product is annotated as transmembrane protein 145. NCBI's taxonomy places the organism in Eukaryota, Metazoa, Arthropoda, Insecta, Hymenoptera, Formicidae. Gene Ontology annotation, biological process: response to pheromone; G protein-coupled receptor signaling pathway. Bases 903 to 2375 code for a protein of 490 amino acids. The transcript is spliced from 5 exons. The record is from RefSeq and is a predicted model, not a curated record.